Bufo gargarizans (Asiatic toad) is the source of this 4959-nucleotide messenger RNA. Its product is annotated as cytochrome P450 26B1. Gene Ontology annotation, molecular function: monooxygenase activity; iron ion binding; oxidoreductase activity, acting on paired donors, with incorporation or reduction of molecular oxygen. Bases 144 to 1661 code for a protein of 505 amino acids. Gene Ontology annotation, biological process: sterol metabolic process. Lineage: Eukaryota; Metazoa; Chordata; Amphibia; Anura; Bufonidae. The transcript has 7 exons. The record is from RefSeq and is a predicted model, not a curated record.
GUGGGGACCCGGCCAAGUAUUCAUUCUAUAAAUGCAGGAUUGUUUGCCUUGUCAGGGACUGCUUUGAAAAAUUGCCACAAUCUGAUUUGAUUCCCCUGCCCCAAGCCAAGUGCUGCUCCUGGAAGGUGCUCUGGUCGCUGAGGAUGGUGUUGUGGUGCCUGGCCGCUCUGGCCGCCUGCCUGGUCUCCGUGCUCCUGCUCCUCGCCAUCUCCCAGCAGCUCUGGCAGUUGCGCUGGGCGGCUACUCGGGACAAGUCCUGCAAACUGCCCAUGCCCAAGGGCUCUAUGGGAUUUCCACUGGUGGGCGAAACUUUCCACUGGAUCUUACAGGGUUCCAACUUCCAGUCCUCCAGAAGAGAAAAAUAUGGCAGCGUCUUCAAGACUCACUUGCUGGGUCGUCCGCUCAUCAGGGUGACAGGAGCUGAAAAUGUAAGGAAGAUCCUGAUGGGGGAGCACCACCUGGUCAGUGCGGAGUGGCCCCGCAGCACACGCAUGUUACUGGGGCCCAACAGCCUGACAAAUUCCAUUGGAGACAUCCACCGACACAAGAGAAAGGUCUUCUCGAAAAUAUUCAGCCAUGAGGCUUUGGAGACCUACCUGCCGAAAAUACAGUUGGUUAUCCAAGACACCCUGAGGGUAUGGAGCAGUCAUCCUGGGUCUAUCAAUGUCUACUGUGAGGCACAAAAGUUGACUUUCCGCAUGGCCAUCCGAGUCCUGCUAGGAUUCCGACUCUCCGAUGAAGAACUCAACCAUUUGUUCCUGGUAUUUCAACAGUUUGUUGAGAAUGUGUUCUCAUUGCCAGUGGAUGUGCCAUUCAGUGGCUACCGACGGGGUAUUCGAGCGCGAGAGACUCUACUAAAGGGCCUGGAGAAAGCUAUCCAGGAGAAAUUGCAGAACACUCAAGGGAAAGAUUAUACUGAUGCCUUAGAUGUUUUGAUCGAGAGCGGGAAAGAGCAUGGCAACGAGUUGACUAUGCAAGAGCUGAAGGAUGCUACCUUGGAAUUGAUAUUUGCAGCUUACGCCACCACGGCAAGUGCCAGUACCUCACUUAUUAUGCAACUUCUUAAGCAUCCAGCAGUCUUGGAGAAGCUGAAAGAGGAGCUUAGAGGGAAUGGGAUCCUCCAUAACGGCUGCAUCUGUGAGGGAGCCUUACGCGUGGAUACCAUCAGCAGUCUGCGUUACCUUGACUGCGUCAUUAAGGAGCUUCUGAGGCUCUUCACCCCCAUCUCAGGGGGCUAUCGAACUGUGCUGCAAACCUUUGAGUUGGAUGGCUUCCAAAUUCCAAAAGGAUGGAGCGUUUUGUAUAGCAUCAGAGACACGCACGACACAGCUCCAGUCUUCAAGGAUGUUGACGUCUUUGACCCCGAUCGCUUUGGACAAGAUCGUACGGAAGACAAAGAUGGCAGGUUCCACUAUUUGCCAUUUGGUGGUGGAGUAAGGAACUGCUUGGGCAAACAGUUGGCCAAACUUUUCUUGAAGACCCUGGCAAUUGAAUUGGCCAGCAUGAGCAGGUUUGAACUGGCAACCAGAACUUUCCCAAAAAUCAUGCCAGUCCCUGUGGUUCAUCCAGCUGGCGAACUAAAAGUCAGAUUUUAUGGACUUGAUUCCAACCAAAAUGAAAUUGUGACGGAAACAGAAGCCAUGUUGGGAGCAACAGUGUAGCCUUCAAUAUCUCAAUUUCAAGAAUGAAAAGUGGGAAAUAAGCACAAGAUCAACAACCAGAGCUACACAGUAAUGACCAAGAAAAAUAUAUCCAUAUACUAACUUAAGUAUACCGAGCCACCAAACCAUGAAUAUAUCUCUGUGGAAUGCUUAACUUAAAUAUAGUAACAUAUAUACUUUAAGUGACAAAAAUGGAUCCAUGUCCUGUAUUUAUGAAUCCUGCUGCAGAGAAGGACACUCAGAGAACACCAGCUGGAGAUUGACCUGAUAAAUGGAUUAUUGCGAAGCUGGUUGUUCUCAUUAUUGAGGGAUUCUUGGAUGGUCUUCAGCUGUUUACAAGACCAUCCUUUAAAGUUGCAUUUUCAUCUUUAUUCCAAAAGCUUGUUUCAGUGUUACACACAUCAGGGAUACCAGGGUUUUCCUACUGUUGUUUCUAGACCUGCCUUAUUAUAUUGUCUAUGUGAAAAAAGAGGAGCUUUUUGACUAAAGCUUGUUGUGACGGGUCAACACAUUGGGUAUUCUGUAGUGAUAGAAUGCUAGCAGUUUACAUUACAACCAUGGUGGUCAAGAUCUUGAAUGCAGGACCCAGCAAAAUCACUGGAAGCACAGAAUGUUCUUUCCAAUAAGAUGAAGCUAAAGGUGGACACCACUGAUAGGUCUUCUCCCCGUCCCAUUAUAGCACUUUGGUGAUGAACAUGGUUGGGCCAAGUGGUCUUCAGUCUACUCUUAGCAUGACUUUUGCAAUAUCACCCAUCAUAAUAGUUCAGAUGGGAGAACUUCAGAAGUUCCAUGCUGUUGGGAGUGAUAAAGAAGUAUAAAUACAUCCAGCACACGAGGAUUGGAGAAAAAUCUUAAGAUCUCUAGAUUUAGAAACCAGUGCCUUAACUGAACAAGGUCUUAUUUACUUGCUUUGCUGGGAGGGCGUAUCUUGCAACAUAGAGAAGUCCACCAGUCUAAAACAGGACCCUGUGAUCUGUUUAUCUUACAGUACCUCUACGACAUUCCUGUUUCUGGUAGUUCAGUGGCCUUUCCUUCAAGUCUAGGUUCAUAUCUUUGUUGGAGGCUAAGUUCAAAGCCUCUGUCACAGAUUCAGUAAUAUACUUAUGACAAAAAAUGUUAAGCAGAUGGACACCAUAAUGCAAGCUAGUAGCUGUUUUUUUUAAGUGUGAGCACCAAGGUACCCACCAUAUAAUAUAUGUGUCACAGCUUCAAUUCCAGCUUUCUGCUGCUGUGAUGGAACAGAAAAGCAUAAUUCAUGGUACAGAUAUGAACCUAGUCUUAUACACAUAUUUUCCAAGAUCAUUUUUGCUGGGGGUUUCAUCCAUGGACCAAGCUGCGAAUACAUCACUUGGCCUUACAUGCACACGCCCUUUGUUUUAAACAAGUAUUUUAGUCAUAACAGGGGAUCCAUAGCUAAUAUGUUUGCCAGAUUAUUUACAUUUUGUAUGGUCUAAGCUGUCACAACAAUGUUCUUAACCCAAAUUUCCAUAAUUUUAAUUCAUUAAAAUACAAAUUCAAUGACCAAGUUACCAGUGACAGUCUUCUCAAAAAUGUUAAAAACAUUUCUUUUAACGGGGCAAAGACUUUAGCAUUUCCAUGGUUACUUCUUAAGAUCAGAGAAUUAAGCAUUUUUAUAAAAAGUCAAUUUAUAUAAACGUGGAUAUUUGGUUAUAAGUAAGCUAGAUAAAUCUCAUAUUCAUGGUGUUGAGGUUAGACAGAAAAUAGUAGUCACUGGAGUGCAACCUUUAUGCUACCCUGUGUAUUAUUUAUAUACUAUUUAUUCACACUAUAAAAGCUGGAGGGGUUAUACUUGUCCGUCCCAAUGGCUUUCAGUUAUGUACAGAAAUAGUCCCUCUCUUUAGCCAUCUGCAUGUUCCAAAGAGAAAUUGCCUACAACCUGACCACUCAUUCCCAUUGCUGUCAAAUACCAAAUUCCAUCCACCUUCGUUGAUUAAAUACUAGCUGACCAUGAAAAUGCUCCCUAAAGGCCGAGAUAAAAUUAACAGCAAUUCUUUUGUCCAAAAUUUGACCCAAAAUGUUUUGCAACCAAUUGUUAUUGGCAUCUGCUGUGGUGAUCUCCAUUGUUGAGUGAAGUUUGUUGGCCACCAGAGGAAGUCUUUCUGGGGUCCCUACUACAAGCAUCAAGAACCAAGUGCCAAUUUAACUUAUUAACAUGGUUUAGACUCCACGGUCACAGGGACUCCUCGGCUAUCCAUCAAAUGGCCUAGAAACGUGAUAGACCAGACGGUGGCUGCUGGACCUCAUGGACUUAUCACUUAUCAUGUUGGGCAAGUCAAGGCCAGGACUGGAUUGGCCCAAAAGAAGAUUGAAAUAUUCUCUGGGGGACCCAACAGGUGACACGAUGAUAAAGUCAGAUGUUGGAUCUUCCAGUCUUCUGUUGGAACAAUCCAGUCCUAGUCUUGUCAUCAACAAUUAUUGCAACAUGUUUGAGUUGGGGCUUGGUUUGGAUUAGUUUUUGUUCGGUGAACUUACUCAUGAGGGACUAUAUUGUGAAUUUCUAACUAUAUAAGUACACAUGUUCCAUAUAUGUCUACGUUGAUGUACAUCUACAUGUAUCGGCAUAAUUUACCUACCUAUGUAGUUUUAUAUGAUAUAGAAUUAUAUAAAGACCAGUUUUGAUGCCCUUUUCAUUAUUCUACACCUCAGUUCACUGCCGCCAUUCAUACUGUGCCACAAUAUAAUGGACUUCUGAGGCUUCUCCAAAAACACCCUUUCUUGUCCUUCAAGUCAACCCGAGAGUUCAUCCAUUCAUCAGUGGUCCUGCAAUAGAUUUGCAGAUUAAGCACUUUGAAUAUCAGAUUUUAUUUCACUUGUGCAGUCCGAUGGACUAAUUCACUAGGAUAUUUUCAAUGCAUCAUUCACUGACACCCACCCCAUUAUAAGCGCCAUUUUUGUUCUAUGCCAGAUAGAUGUUUAGUAUAAGGUUUUUCCGCCCCUCCUGUUGUUAUAUAAUUGUUAUUUUAGUAACGUAUGGUUUGCCCUGUAUUUGUACACAUGGUUCAGAUAUUAAUAUGUUUAUAUAGCUGUCAUUUUUAAUAUUAAAAGAAGCACUUGUGUUUAUUUUAUUAUUUUUAUUAUUAUUGUUUUUUUUUUGUUAUUAUAAAUUGAUGCCCAAUGAACGUGUCUCUCGUUUUAUGUUGUGUUUUUUUCUGGUGUAUGUAUAUAAUAUUAUGUGUCAUAUAUUAAAAUUUAAUGUUGUGUAUUUUUUGUGAUCUUAAAAUAAUCAGUACAACAAUUUUAUAGAGUUCAGUAAUAAAAAGACAAAAAUGAAUGCAAA